AUGAGCACAGAUGGGGAAAUGUCAGUCUUCGGGCCGGCUGCCCACUUCCUCCGCAAGUCUGACCAGGAGAGGACGGAGGCUCAGUCUCGGCCGUUUGACAGCAAGACGGCGUGCUUUGUCAGCAGUGACAAGGAGCUGUAUGUGAAGGCUGAGAUCCAGGACAGGGAGGACGGCAAAGUCACUGUCAGGACUGUGGAUGACAGAACUCUAACCGUCAGGGAGGACCAGGUGUUUCCCAUGAACCCGCCCAAGUUUGAUAAGAUCGAGGACAUGGUGAUGAUGACGCACCUGCACGAGCCGGCCGUGCUCUUCAACCUGAAGGAGAGAUACGCAGCCUGGAUGAUCUACACCUACUCCGGUCUGUUCUGUGUGACUGUUAAUCCGUACAAGUGGCUGCCGGUCUACAACCCCGAGGUGGUUCGGGCCUACAGAGGGAAGAAGAGGAUGGAGGUUCCUCCUCACAUCUUCGCCCUGUCUGAUAACGCCUACCAGUUCAUGCUCACUGAUCGUGAAAACCAGUCGAUUCUCAUCACAGGAGAAUCUGGAGCAGGAAAGACUGUCAACACCAAACGUGUGAUUCAGUAUUUUGCGACAAUCGCAGUUUCUGCGGCAGACAAGAAGAAGGAGAGUAAAAUGAAGGGGACUCUGGAGGAUCAGAUCAUCCAGGCCAACCCGCUGCUGGAAGCUUUUGGGAACGCCAAGACAAUGAGGAACGACAACUCCUCUCGCUUUGGUAAAUUUAUCAGAAUCCACUUUGGCACGACGGGGAAACUGGCAUCUGCAGAUAUUGAAACAUAUCUGCUGGAGAAAUCAAGAGUGACAUUUCAGCUGUCGGCAGAGAGAAGUUAUCAUAUUUUCUAUCAGCUUACUUGCAACAAGAAGCCUGAACUGAUCGACCUGCUUCUCAUCACCACCAACCCCUAUGACUACGCCUUCGUCAGUCAGGGGGAAAUCAGCGUCAAAAGCAUAAAUGAUGCUGAUGAGUUGAUGGCUACAGAUGAGGCCAUUGAUAUUCUGGGCUUCACUUCUGAGGAGAAAAUGUCCAUCUACAAACUGACCGGAGCUGUGAUGCAUUAUGGGAACAUGAAGUUCAAGCAGAAGCAGCGGGAGGAGCAGGCGGAGCCCGACGGCACUGAGGAAGCUGAUAAAGCAGCAUAUCUGAUGGGUCUGAACUCUGCUGACCUGCUGAAAAGUCUCUGUUACCCCAGAGUGAAGGUUGGAAAUGAGUUUGUCACCAAAGGACAAAAUGUUCAGCAGGUGUACAACUCUAUCGGUGCUCUCGCAAAAUCCGUCUACGAGAAAAUGUUUCUGUGGAUGGUGAUGAGAAUCAAUCAGCAGCUGGACACGAAACAGUCCAGACAACAUUUCAUCGGCGUCCUCGACAUUGCUGGAUUCGAGAUCUUUGAUUACAACAGUCUGGAGCAACUAUGCAUCAACUUCACCAACGAGAAGCUGCAACAGUUUUUCAACCACCACAUGUUCGUGUUGGAGCAAGAGGAGUACAAGAAGGAAGGCAUCGACUGGGAGUUCAUUGACUUCGGCAUGGACCUGGCCGCCUGCAUCGAGCUCAUUGAAAAGCCGAUGGGAAUCUUCUCCAUCCUUGAAGAAGAAUGCAUGUUCCCCAAGUCAUCAGACACGUCUUUCAAGAACAAACUGUACGACCAACAUCUGGGAAAGAACAACUGCUUCUUGAAGCCCAAAACAGUGAAAGGGAAACCAGAGGCUCACUUCAGUCUGAUGCACUACGCCGGCACGGUGGACUACAAUGUCACUGGCUGGCUGGAGAAGAACAAAGACCCUCUGAACGAGUCUGUGGUGCAGCUUUACCAGAAGUCGUCAGUGAAAACUCUCGCCAUGUUCUACGCGAGCUUCUCUGGAUCUGACGAAGCAGCUGCAGGAGGAACUAAAAAAGGAUCCAAGAAGAAGGGUGCAUCGUUCCAAACUGUGUCAGCGCUGUUCAGGGAGAAUCUGGGGAAGCUCAUGACGAACCUGAGGAGCACUCAUCCUCACUUUGUGCGCUGCUUGAUUCCAAAUGAGACCAAAACACCAGGUGAGAUGGAAAACCCGCUGGUGAUCCACCAACUCCGCUGCAACGGCGUGCUGGAGGGUAUCCGGAUCUGCAGGAAAGGAUUUCCCAGCAGAAUCCUCUACGGAGACUUUAAGCAGAGAUACAGGAUCCUGAACGCCAGCGCCGUUCCAGAGGGACAGUUCAUGGACAACAAAAAGGCUGCAGAGAAGCUGCUCGGCUCGAUCGACGUGGAUCACACGCAGUACAAGUUCGGACACACCAAGGUGUUUUUUAAAGCUGGUCUGCUUGGCGCUCUGGAGGAAAUGAGAGAUGAGCGGCUGGCUCAGGUGGUGACGUCCACUCAGGCUCUGUGUCGCGGCUACAUCGUUCGACUGGAGUACCAGAAGAUGAUGGCCAGAAAGGAGGCAAUCUACACCAUCCAGUAUAAUUUCCGCUCCUUCAUGAACGUGAAACACUGGCCCUGGAUGAAGCUGUAUUUCAAGCUCAAACCUCUCCUGAAGAGCGCCGAAGCUGAGAAGGAAAUGGCCCAGAUGAAGGUGGAUUUCACCAAACUCAAAGAAGAUCUGGCCAAAUCAGAAAACCGGCGGCGGGAACUGGAGGAGAAAAUGGUCUCAGUGGUGCAAGAGAAGAACGAUCUUGUGCUGCAAGUCCAGUCGGAGGCAGACAAUCUGCUGGACGCAGAGGAGAGGUGUGAAGGACUCAUCAAGAGUAAGAUCCAGCUGGAGGCCAAGCUGAAGGAGGUGACGGAGAGGCUGGAGGACGAGGAGGAGGUGAACGCCGAGAUCACGGCCAAGAAGAGGAAGUUGGAGGAUGAGUGCUCCGAGCUGAAGAGGGACAUCGACGAUCUGGAGCUCACUUUGACCAAAGUUGAGAAGGAGAAACACGCCACAGAAAACAAGGUGAAAAACCUGACUGAAGAACUCAUGAGUCAGGAUGAAAACAUCACCAAACUGUCGAAGGAGAAGCGGGAGCUGCAGGAGGCGCAUCAGCAGACGCUUGAUGACCUGCAGGCAGAGGAGGACAAGAUCAACUCUCUGACCAAAGCCAAGACCAAACUGGAGCAGCAGGUGGACGAGGUGGAGGGUUCACUGGAACAAGAGAAGAAGGUCCGUAUGGAUCUGGAGAGAGCCAAGAGGAAGCUGGAGGGAGAUCUGAAACUGGCUCAUGAGUCCAUCAUGGAUCUGGAGAACGAGAAGCAGCAGCUGGACGAAAAGCUGAAAAAGAAAGACUUUGAGUUGUCUCAGCUGCAGUCGAAGGUGGAAGACGAACAGGUUCUGGGUGUUCAGCUGCAGAAGAAAAUAAAAGAGCUGCAGGCUCGAAUCGAGGAGCUGGAGGAGGAAAUCGAGUGCGAGCGUUCGGCUCGAGCCAAAGUGGAGAAGCAGAGGUGUGAACUGUCCCGAGAGCUGGAGGAGGUCAGCGAGCGGCUGGAGGAGGCCGGAGGAGCCUCCGCCGCUCAGGCCGAGAUGAACAAGAAGCGAGAAGCCGAGUUCCUCAAGCUGCGGCGAGAGCUGGAGGAGUCCUCGCUGCAGCACGACGCCACGUCCGCCGCUCUGCGGAAGAAGCACGCCGACAGCGCGGCUGAACUUGGAGAACAGCUGGACAACAUCCAGAGAGUCCGACAGAAACUGGAGAAGGAGAAGAGCGAGUUAAAGCUGGAGAUCGACGACUUAGCGAGCAAUAUGGAAACUGUAGCCAAAGCAAAAAUUAAUUUAGAGAAAAUGUGCCGUUCGCUCGAAGAUCAACUGACUGAGGUGAAAACCAAAGAGGAGGAGAAUCACAGGCUGAUAAACGACCUGUCGAGCCAGAAUGCUCGGCUGCAGACAGAAAACGGUGAAAUGUCUCGCCAGCUGGAAGAAAAAGAGUCCUUAAUGUCGCAGCUGACGCGUGGAAAACAAGCUUUUAUUCAGCAGAUCGAGGAGCUGAGAAGACUUCACGAGGAGGAGUUGAAGGCGAAAAACUCCCUGGCUCACAGUCUGCAGUCGUCUCGCCACGACUGCGAGCUGCUCAGAGAGCAGUACGAGGAGGAGCAGGAGGCCAAAGCCGAGCUGCAGCGCUGCCUGUCCAAAGCCAACAGCGAGGUCGCUCAGUGGAGGACGAAAUAUGAGACGGAUGCCAUCCAACGCACCGAGGAGCUCGAGGAGGCAAAGAGGAAGCUGGCGCUGCGGCUGCAGGACGCAGAAGAAGCCGUGGAGGCUGUCAACUCCAAGUGUUCGUCUCUGGAGAAGACGAAGCAGCGGCUGCAGGGAGAGGUGGAGGACCUCAUGAUGGACGUGGAACGAUCCAAUGCUGCUGCUGCCGCGCUGGACAAGAAGCAGAGGAACUUUGACAAGGUUGUGGCUGAGUGGAAGCAGAAGCACGAGGAAGGUCUGGCGGAGCUGGAGUCGGCUGUUAAAGAGGGGCGCUGUUUGGGCACUGAGAACUUCAAGAUGAAGAAUUCCUUUGAGGAAUGUCUGGAACAACUGGAGACGCUCAAACGGGAAAACAAAAACCUGCAACAGGAAAUAAUGGAUCUGACUGAGCAGCUUGGGGAGACAGGGAAAACCAUCCACGAGCUGGAGAAAUCAAAGAAACAGGCUGAGCAGGAGAAGCUGGAGGCUCAGGCUGCUCUGGAGGAGGCAGAGGCCUCUCUGGAGCACAACGAGUCCAGGAUCCUGCGAGUCCAGUUGGAGCUGAAUCAGGUGAAGUCCGAGGUGGACAAGAAGGUGGCGGAGAAGGAAGAAGAGAUCGAUCAGCUGAAGAGGAACAGCCAGCGAGUCAUUGACACCAUGCAGAGUAACUUGGACGCCGAGGUGCGCAGCAGGAACGACGCUCUGAGGGUGAAGAAGAAGAUGGAGGGAGACCUGAACGAGAUGGAGAUCCAGCUGAGUCACGCCAACAGGCAGGCGGCCGAGUCCCAGAAACAGCUGAGGAACCUGCAGAUCCAGCUCAAGGAAGUUCAGAUCCACAUGGACGACACUGUGAGAAACAGCGAGGACAUGAAGGAGCAGGUCGCCAUCUCCGAGCGCAGGAGCAACCUCAUGCAGGCGGAGAUGGAGGAGGUCAGAGCGGCUCUGGAGCAAACGGAGAGGAGCCGCAAGCUGGCGGAGCAGGAGCUGCUGGACGCCAGCGAGAGGGUGCAGCUGCUGCACACACAGAACACCAGUCUGCUCAACGGUCGGAAGAAGCUGGAAGCGGAUCUUUCUCACAUUCAGGGAGAGAUGGAUGACAGCGUCCAAGCAUCCAGGAACGCCGAAGAGAAAGCCAAGAAGGCCAUCACUGAUGCUGCCAUGAUGGCUGAGGAGCUGAAGAAGGAGCAGGACACCAGUGCUCACCUGGAGAGGAUGAAGAAGAACCUGGAGGUGACGGUCAAAGACCUGCAGCAGAGACUCGACGAGGCGGAGAACCUCGCCUUGAAGGGCGGGAAGAAGCAGCUGCAGAAGCUGGAAGCAAGGGUGCGAGAGCUGGAGAACGAGCUGGAAGCAGAGCAGAAACACGGCUCGGACGCUGUGAAAGGAGCUCGCAAACUGGAGCGCAAGAUUAAAGAGCUCACCUAUCAGUCUGACGAAGACAAGAAGAACGUGACGAGACUUCAGGAUCUGGUGGAUAAAUUCCAGCUGAAGGUCAAAGCGUACAAGAGGCAGGCUGAAGAAGCUGAGGAGCAGGCCAACACUCAUUUGACCAAGCUGAGGAAGGUGCAGCACGAGCUGGAGGAGGCGACAGAGCGCGCAGACAUCGCCGAGUCUCAGGUCAACAAGAUGAAGGUCAAGAGCCGAGAAAUGGGGAAGGUGAAAGAGAGUGGAGAGUAAAUCUGUGGAUCGGCUGUGUCUCUGAAGCUCAGCUAGUGUGCAACAUACUCUUAACCAAAUAUCUGUUUAUUUCUUCUUUUAAAGCCAUUAUGUGUACAUUUAUUAGAUUUUACACUUUUUAAGUAUUUUUGAUGGCCCAAGUUGUUUCAGUCCAAAUUAACUGCAAAUUUUAACCAAAUUUCCAGAAAAUCAGCAAAAGAAAAUGCAAUUUAAUGUCAGUUUCUGUCCACUACUGUCAUUUAAUGAUUAGGAUUUGAGUCCAUCAAGAUGUGUUAUUUAUGUAAGGGAGAUUAAAGUGUUUUACAUUUGUUGCAUUUUGUUUAUCGAUAAACCACUUUUUCCCUCCUCCUCUAAGUGUAAAAUCUUUUUUGCAAAAUAAGGACUUUGGACUUAGGGUUCAAGUUCAUCGACAUAAAAAGCUGGUGGUGCUAAUUCUCCAGUCAGGUGCCGUUAAAUUGUUGCAAAAGAAGAAGCACUCCAGUGCAGAAUACAUGAUUUUUCAAAGUUUUUCUAAUUGAUUUUAUCACAUAAAUGCAGCCUCUGGAACAUGAAAACAAUACAGCUUGUAAAUAAGAAAAGCUUGUCUACCAUACACUUUUAGAACAAAUUAUUUUCUGAUCUGUCUACAUAUAAUGUUAAUUUGUCCACAUUUUGUUUUCUUUUCUUUCUGUGUUACUUUGUGAUGUGGUUUUUCAUUGAUAUAAUUGUGGAACUAAGUUGCCUAACCCUGACUUAUGUUAUUUACAUUUUUUUUUUAGAAAACAUGAGAUAUUGUAUUUCUGUUUGUUUCACGUAUUAAUGUAAAGAAGGUCUCCUUCACUAGUUACAUUUGUUUUUAUCGAUUAACCAAUUUUCCCCAGUUCUUUAAGCAUACUAUUUUAUUGCAAAAUUAUAACUUUUCUUUCUUUGAAAAUUUUCUUGAAUUCCUACGUAUAUCUUUCGGUGUGCAAAUGGGGAAAAAGCACAAAAAUAAGUAAAUAUAAAACAACAAACUCAGGAGUUAUUUAAAAAAAAUCCACUAGAGGGAGACAACGUAUUUUUCUUUUAAAAUCUACACAUAGUGGCUUUAAAUAUUUAUUCAAAUAUGGUGUUGUUUGCACUGUGGUAGUGGAUGUAUGUUGCAAAUAUAAUUUAAAUAAAAUCUAAAAACACCCCCCU
Molecule: messenger RNA, 6972 nt
Organism: Centropristis striata (black sea bass)
Lineage: Eukaryota; Metazoa; Chordata; Actinopteri; Perciformes; Serranidae
Product: myosin-4-like
Exons: 39
Coding region: 1-5814 (1937 amino acids)
Cellular component (GO): myosin complex
Molecular function (GO): actin filament binding; cytoskeletal motor activity; ATP binding
Source: RefSeq, a predicted model, not a curated record